AUGGGCCACUGGGGCAGUCUCCGGCUAAAGCGAUGGGGUGGGUCCAAUAGAGUGUGGCAUCAUCAAAAUUGGUGCGCCUCUGGGCUUUGUCGCCAUCGUUCAAGUGUUGCCUUGUGGAAUGAGAAAAUUGAUUGUUGCACAUGGGAGGAAAUUAGUUGUGAUGUUUUUGGCAAUGUCAUCGUUUUAGAUCUGAGUUGUGGCAGCCUUCAAGGCACUAUAAGCUCCAAUAGCACUCUCUUCAAACUUCAUCAUCUCAAGGAUCUUCAACUUUUUGGUAAUGAUUUUAGAGGCUCCUUUAUUGUAUCAGAAUUUGGUAAGUUCAAGAAUAUGACUUUUCUUGAUCUAAGCGACUCCAACUUCAGUGGUCAAGUCCCUUUAGAAAUAUCUCAUCUUUCCAAAUUGGUUAUCCUAGGACUUGGUGGACCUAAGCUCGAUGGGUAUUUGAGGUAUAAAGUCAUGGUAGGAGAAAAUACCUUUAAAGCACUUUCUCAAAACUUGACCAGCUUGAAAGAUUUCUCUCUAAAUGGUAUUGAUUUGUCUUCUAUCCCACCAAUGCUCUCUUUCAAAAACUUCUCUUCUUUAACGGGUCUGGAUCUCAGGCAGUGUAAGCUGCAUGGGAAGCAACUAGAGAAUAUUUUCCUAUUGUCGAAACUCCAAUCUCUUUUUUUACGAGAGAAUGAAGCACCAAAUGGAUCUUUUCCAAGAUCUAAUUGGAGUAGUGCACUAGAGUAUUUAGAUAUCUAUAACAACACCUUCUUCAUUGACCUACCUCUUUUAUUGAAAAAUAUACCAAAAUCUUUGUCCAUUUUGUAUUUAAGUUUCAGUAACUUAGUUGGUCCACUUCCAGACAACAUUCAUUUUCUUGCUGGUAGUGCUCCAAACUUCAUUGGUUUGGAUUUAUCAAACAACUUACUCAACGGGACAAUACUGUCGUGGAUAUAUGCCAUACCGUAUUUGGAGGAUUUAUACCUUAGUCACAACCAAUUCACUGGGGAGAUAAUUGGUGGCUUUCAAAGUCCAAGCCUUCAACGUUUGGAUCUUUCAUCAAACAAGUUGAGUGGUACUUUGGAAUUGGAAAAGCUUUUAAAUUUCAAAAGUUUUAUUAGUUAUUGCAUUGGUGUUUGUGCAUUGCUGAGUUCUGUGUUGUAG
Messenger RNA from Humulus lupulus (European hop), 1149 nucleotides. RefSeq names its product receptor-like protein Cf-9. NCBI's taxonomy places the organism in Eukaryota, Viridiplantae, Streptophyta, Magnoliopsida, Rosales, Cannabaceae. The record is from RefSeq and is a predicted model, not a curated record. The transcript has 3 exons. Gene Ontology annotation, molecular function: protein binding. The coding region runs from base 1 to 1149 and encodes 382 amino acids.